GUCGGGCGGCGCGGCGCCUGCGCAGUGCGGGGAGCGGCCAUGGCGGGCUCGGUGCGCGCUGUCGCUCGGCGGUUCCUGUCCGAGUACGGCGGCGGCACCGCCGGGCGCCUCAAGGCGCUGGACGCCUUCCUGCUCUACGUGCUGCUCACCGGCGCGCUGCAGUUCGGGUACUGCCUCGGCGUCGGCACMUUCCCCUUCAACUCCUUCCUCAGCGGCUUCAUCUCGGCCGUCGGCAGCUUCAUCCUGGGCGUUUGCCUCCGGAUCCAGAUCAACCCCCAGAACAAGGGCGAGUUCCAGGGCAUUUCACCGGAGCGGGCGUUUGCUGAUUUCCUCUUUGCCAACACCAUCCUUCAUCUCGUCGUCAUCAAUUUUGUUGGCUGAGCUCUGGAAGAGGCUGCCAGGUCUUGCACUGCUCCUGGACUCUGAUGGCAGAGCCUGGCACAGGGAAGGGCARUUCCCCACCACGCUCUCACCUUCCUUGGUGGAGGAGGGGGAUGCAGGGCUCCAGAAUUUCCUCCUCCAGAGUGUCCUGUGGAGGGUCUACAGCCUCAUUGUGUGACAGUGAUCCUUUCCAUCAAUAAAACCCUUUGUGAUACUGCAGCCUUUUCCAUAUUGGUGACAAAUACAGAGCUUCAGCUGCAUCCAAGUUCCCUCUCAGGCAUGAUUUUACCUCUCUCCCUUCCUUUCUACCCAGCAGGCUUUUUUUCUGUGCCCCAGUUUUGGAGGGAAGAAGGAAAUAAAUGAUCAUGGAAACCCA
This is a messenger RNA of Malurus melanocephalus (red-backed fairy wren), 757 nucleotides long. RefSeq names its product defender against cell death 1 (gene DAD1). Bases 40 to 381 code for a protein of 113 amino acids. NCBI's taxonomy places the organism in Eukaryota, Metazoa, Chordata, Aves, Passeriformes, Maluridae. Gene Ontology annotation, biological process: protein N-linked glycosylation. The transcript is spliced from 3 exons. The record is from RefSeq and is a predicted model, not a curated record. Gene Ontology annotation, cellular component: membrane; oligosaccharyltransferase complex.